Ziziphus jujuba (common jujube) is the source of this 1935-nucleotide messenger RNA. RefSeq names its product protein FAR1-RELATED SEQUENCE 5-like. Gene Ontology annotation, biological process: regulation of DNA-templated transcription. The transcript is spliced from 3 exons. The record is from RefSeq and is a predicted model, not a curated record. Gene Ontology annotation, molecular function: zinc ion binding. Lineage: Eukaryota; Viridiplantae; Streptophyta; Magnoliopsida; Rosales; Rhamnaceae. The coding region runs from base 1 to 1935 and encodes 644 amino acids.
AUGGAUAAUGAUAGUUAUGUGGGUAAAGAUAUUAAUAUAUCAUUGGAAGAUGAAGAUAAAAAAUAUGAAGGAAACAUAACUGGCCAAGAAAAAAUAGAAGCGAUUCAUUCUAAAAUUUUGGAUGAAAUGAUACCAAAAGUUGGAAUAGAAUUUAAAAGUGAAGAUGAAGCUUAUAACUUUUAUAAUGCUUAUGCUUACAAGGUUGGUUUUGGCAUGCGAAGGAGUAAGGGACAUAAAGAUCAAAGUGGAAAGAUGACAAAUAGAACUUUUUAUCAUUGUUGUGAAGGCUUUCGAGAAAAGGAUAAACGAAAUAUUAAUGUUAAAUCUCAUCGUGCUGAAACAAGAUUUGGUUGGUUAGCUAGAAUGAAAAUAAAUUUGAAUCAGACUGGUAAAUAUCAUAUUACCGAUUUCAUUGCCCAACAUACACAUGUGACAUCAACUCCCAGUAAAAGUCAUUUGCAUAGGUCUCAGAGGAAGUUAACUUUUGUCCAAGCAGCUGAAAUAGAUAUAGAUAAUAGUUCAGGAAUUGCUCCUAAAGCAAGUUUGGAGUUAAUGGCUAAGCGAGUAGGUGGGUAUGAAAAUCUUGGAUUUAUUCAUGAUGAUUACAAGAAUUACGUGAAAACGAAAAGAACAAUUCAAAUGAAGGUAGAUGCAAAAAUGAUGAUUGAGUACUCUCAUUUUGGUGAUGCAGUUAGCUUUGAUACAACUUAUAGGAAAGAUCAAAGUGGUCGAUCUUUGGCUAUGUUUCUAGGGGUGAACCACCAUAAGCAAACUACUAUAUUUGGAAUUGCAUUAUUAUAUGAUGAAAGUGCUGAAAUAUUUAUCUGGUUGUUUGAUACUUUUGUAAAAGGAAUGUUAGGUAAAAAACCAAAAAUUAUUCUUACUGACCAAGAUCCAGCAAUGGCAAAAGCAUUAACUUCUCAAUGGCCAGAAACAUGUAAUCAGUUAUGUAUAUGGCACUUGUAUCAAAAUGCAGCAAAACAUCUUAGUGGAGCUUUUGCCAAAUUUCGAGAGUUUGCCAAAGAUUUUAGCAGCUGUAUAUAUGAUUAUGAAGAUAAACAAGAAUUUUUUCUAGCUUGGAAUGCAAUGCUUGAGAAAUAUGAUCUUAAAGAUAAUGAUUGGCUUAUUACGAAUAGGUUAAUUGAAGAUCGUCGUUAUGAAGAACUAAAGGUUGAUUUCAAAGCGACUCAAAGUACUCCAUCGUUAUCAUUUCCAGUUGAAAUUCUAAAAGAUGCAGUAAGUAUUUACACCCAAACAGUAUUUAAGGUGUUCCAAGAUGAGUUAUGUAAGGCUUAUGAUUGUGCUAUGCAAAUAUUUGAUCAUAUUGGGACAGUGACGGAGUACAAACUUACCAAUCAUAAAAAACAAUUUCAGCAGAUUGUUAGAUAUGAUUUUUCUGAUAACACAGUGAUUUGUAGUUGUAGAAAGUUUAAGUUUACAGGAAUUUUGUGCUCCCAUGUUCUUAAAGUUCUUUCUUCAAAGGAUAUAAAGAAAAUUCCUAUACAAUAUAUAAUGAAACAAUGGACAAAAUCUGCAAAGUUGGGAAAUUCUAAAUUUGCAUUUGCAAAUACAAUAAAUGAAGACCCUAAAGUAAGUUUGGCAAGAUGUUAUAAGGACCUGUGUAGAUUGCAAACUCAAGUGGCAACGAAGGCAGCAGAAACAGAAGAAAUAUAUAAAAUUGCAAGAACUGCUCUUGCUAAGAUUUUAGAAUAUGUGGAUGCAUAUUUAAAAGACAAUAAUAUUGGAAAAUCCAUUUCUAAAUCACAGAGAGUACAAGCGUACCAAGUGCUAGUGAGAAGAUUAAAGGAAUUAAAAAUAAAGAAAGAGUAUGUAGAAAAUCUACAAGGCCAAAAAAUGCUCUUGAAAGGGUGCGAAAGAAGAAAAAUGUUGCACUUGGAGAACCACCUCAGCAACAGUCACAUGCUAGUGAAAUAG